Scleropages formosus (Asian bonytongue) is the source of this 2118-nucleotide messenger RNA. RefSeq names its product secretogranin III (gene scg3). Gene Ontology annotation, cellular component: secretory granule membrane. The coding region runs from base 503 to 1948 and encodes 481 amino acids. Gene Ontology annotation, biological process: protein localization to secretory granule. The record is from RefSeq and is a predicted model, not a curated record. The transcript has 12 exons. Lineage: Eukaryota; Metazoa; Chordata; Actinopteri; Osteoglossiformes; Osteoglossidae.
GUCCCGCUCUUGCUGCUGUUAAUCUCAGUUAAAGCAGAGAUCGAUAGCGGGACGGUCUGAGGAGGACUGACGCACGUUGGCCUCCAGGUGACGCGAAUGCGCGCUCUGCUUCGCGCGCCGCCUCCUCCGCCGCUCGUCCCCGCGAGUUGCUCUUGUUUUUUUUUUUUUCUUUUUUUUUUUUUCUUUUUUCUUUUUCCCUCCCCUCGCACCAGCCAGAGUCGCGCCGUCUCUUUUCGGGCUCCGGUUACUGCAGGCGACCUCGUUUCAGCACCGCACACGCGAACAGCUCCGUUCCCGCGGCGCCAUCGGAAACACAAGGCGCGCUCACGACGCUCCGGUCUCCGGGUACGCGCGUCGAGCCCGAGCGGAGCUGUCCGACAUAUCAGCACGUUGCUCUUCUCAUCACACGGUUGCGUUUCAUUGUCCGGAAUAGCCUGGAACAAAAAGCACCGGCCGGAUCCCCCGAGACCGCCGCGAACUCCCAGCGAGAGCCUGUCCGAGGAUGGCGUCCAAGAGCACGGGCUUCUUCACCGGAUACCUCGUCCUUAUUCACAUGUUCUUCCAUUUAUCUACAUUUUUUAUUUAUCACAGCGGUGCGUUCCCAACACCUGGCGAGAGAGACGUCGACAGAGCUGUAUAUAACAGGCAGCUGAGCGAAGAACGUCCACUGCAGGAACAGAUUGCAGAAGCAGACAGCGCCACUAAGGCAAACCCAAACAACAAGUCAGAAUCUGAGUCCGCUGAGCCAACAACAGAACCUGACAGCAAUUUCACCGCGCUAAAGUCUCUAGCAGAAAGAGCCAAGGACACGGCGAGCGAAGGUACUAGUGCCGGCGCCUCGGAUGUGCUCUCCUUCACCGAAGACGUGGAUUCAACCAAAAGCAGACGGCUGGCAGAAGAUUAUGACUCCACCAAAAGUGCCAUGGACCACAAAUACAAAGAUGACCCAGAUAGUUUCCAGCAGAUAGACGGCACUCCACUGACGGCAGACGAUAUUGUUCAGAAGAUUGCUAACAAAAUAUAUGAGGAAGAUGACAGAGGAGUGUUCGACAGGAUCGUGUCUAAGCUCUUGAAACUUGGACUGAUUACAGAGAGCCAGGCUGACACUCUUGAGUAUGAGGUGGCUGAAGCCCUACAAGAUCUCAUCACAAAGAAUGCCAGAAACAAUGAAGCUGAAGAUAUCAGCAUGGACUACACCAUCUCCAGGGACAGUGACCAUGAGCAGAACCCAGACAUGAACAUGGAGACCACAGAGAAGCCGGGCAGGAAGGAUAAGGUGGAAGCCGAACAGGAGCAUGAUGACACCGUGGAUGGUGUCUGGACCCCCCACAAGGAAGCAGACCAGAGCAACCAGCUGAGCUCUAUAGAUGGCCUAGAGGACUUGCAGUACUUCCCUAACUUCUACAACCUUCUAAAGAGCCUCAACACAGAGAAAGAUGCAGAAGAAAGAGAAACUCUGAUCACCAUAAUGAAGACUCUGAUUGAUUUUGUGAAGAUGAUGGUCAAAUACAGCACAAUCACCCCUGAGGAAGGAGUGUCUUACCUCGAAAACCUGGAUGCCAUGAUUGCUCAGCAUACGAAGAAGAAGCUAGGAAAAUCCCUUACAACAAGCAGCAAACCAUUCACAGAGAAGAGCAGCGAGGAGGUGGACAACACAAAGGAAGCAGCCUCCAGAAUGCAGAAGGAGUACGAACUGCUGAAGGACUCCACCAAGGACAAUCAGGCAGUCGUUGAGACACGCCACUCCGGGAAAUCGGAAACCUAUCUGGAGGCUAUCAGGAAGAAUAUUGAGUGGCUGAAAAAGCAGAAUAAAGGCGGCAGCAAGGAGGAUUAUGACCUGUCCAAGCUGCGGGACUUCAUGGAUCAGCAGGUGGACACUUACAUCAACAAGGGCAUACUGAAGAAAGACGAGGGGGAGGUCAUCAAGAGGAUCUAUGACAGCAUGUAACCCCGUUCACUUCCUUACCGAGCACAAGGCAGAAAACGAAUAGGCUAAAUGCAAUUAAAAAAUGUAAAAUAAAUUAUGUGUAUGUAUUAAAGGAAAAUGAUACAUGCAAAUGACCUGCAUUUCACAAGGUUUGCUCUUGCGCAGUUGUGUAAAAUCUUGAGGGAUCGUGG